Molecule: messenger RNA, 3329 nt
Organism: Danio rerio (zebrafish)
Lineage: Eukaryota; Metazoa; Chordata; Actinopteri; Cypriniformes; Danionidae
Source: RefSeq, a predicted model, not a curated record
GAGUGUGAGCGCGCGGCGCGUGCUCAUGAUGGCGGCGGCAGUGGCGUUGGAGGUGGAGGUGAGCAGCGACUCUUCCAGCAGCACCGCGGAGGAGGAGCGCCUGCAGCGGCUUUUCCAGACGUGUGACGGGGACGGAGACGGAUUCAUUAACCGGAAUGAUCUGCUGAUGGUCUGCCGGCAGCUGAAUAUGGAGGACUCUGUGGCGGAGAUCAUGGGUCAGCUAGGCGCAGAUGAGCGAGGAAAGAUCUCCUUCGAGGACUUCACUCGCUGCCGCAUGCAGCUACUCACUGAGAUCCAAAAGGAGGAAGGACAGCUUUCCCUGCGCUCCAGCGACUCGGACAAGCAGAAACUUCGGGAACGCAUCGCCUCCUGGCCCACUAGCAGUGAGAAUAGUUUAGGCGCUCGGGAGAGUUGGGAGUUUGAUUCAGGAGCCCGGGAUUUACAGAGCCCAGAGCUUCAGUCUCCAACACAAACACAUCCUCAUCUUCAUCCUCACCUUCAUCAUCAUCAGCAGAGCUCUCCUUUACUGCAGAAACUCCUGGAGCAGCCCAGUGUUCUGGAGCCUUCAUCUGGGGUCCAGCAGCUCCUGUGUCAGCCUGCAUUCAGCCGCAGCGGGGGCUACCUGGAGCUGGCCAACACUCUUCAUCUGGCUGCACUGGCAUCUCUGAAGGGCGACGUGCUGGAACUGAACCAGCGGCUGCUGCAGACGGAGAGAGAGAGAGACGCUCUGGAGAAGAGACUGACCACCGCACAGUGUGAGCAGUCUCAUCUGCUGCGUGAGCAUGAGGAGGUUCAGGAGAGGACGACGCUGUGCUACGAGGAGCGAAUCACAGAGCUGCACAGCAUCAUCGCAGAACUCAACAAGAAGAUCGACCUGCUGCAGGGAGCCACCAUCAGGGAGGAGGACGAGUUUUCGGAGUUGCGCUCGGAUCUCAGUCACAGUCAGCAGGAAGUGAAUGAGGACGAGCGCAGUGUGGAUCAGGACCCCGAUCAGGCGUCCCUCUCACUGCCUGAAAACCAGUCCAUGCUGGUCACUGCAGACAUGGAUAACUGCAGUGACCUGAACUCUGAGCUGCAGCGUGUCCUGACGGGGCUGGAGAGUGUGUUAUGUGGCCGUAAGAAAAGCACCUGCAGUCUGUCUGUGGCAGAAGUGGACCGACACAUCGAGCAGCUGACCACCGCCAGCCAACACUGUGAUCUGGCCAUCAAGACAGUGGAGGAGAUCGAGGGCGCUCUGGGUCAUGAUUUUUACCCCAGUCUGUGUGAGGAGCGUGUGCGCUGGGAGAAAGAGCUGGCCGGCCUGCGGGACGAGAACGAGAGUCUGACAGCGAUGCUCUGCAGUAAAGAAGAGGAUCUGAACCGCACUAAAGCCAGCCUGAACGCCAUCCGAGAGGAGCGAGACCGCCUGCGCAGACGCGUGCGAGAGAUGCAGACUCGUCUCCAAAGUGUUCAACCCGGCGCUCCGCCCAGUCCAGGUCGUCUGACUCCUGCUGGACGCCCCAUAAACCCCAGCACUGGAGAACUCAGCACCAGCAGCAGCAGCAACGACAUCCCCAUCGCCAAAGUUGCGGAGCGAGUGAAACUGUCCAAAACCCGCUCAGAGUCUCUACCGACAGAGAGAUCCAUCCUAGGCUCUGAGAUCAGCAGCAUCGGGGUGUCCAGUAAUGUGGCAGAACAUCUGGCACAUUCUCUGCAGGAUUGCUCUAAUAUCCAGGAGAUUUUCCAGACCCUUUACUCUCACGGAUCCGCCAUCUCCGAGAGCAAGAUCCGAGAGUUUGAGGUGGAGACGGAGAGACUCAACAGUCGUAUCGAGCACCUGAAGUCUCAGAAUGACCUGCUGACCAUCACACUGGAGGAGUGUAAGAGUAACGCUGAGCGGAUGAGCAUGCUGCUGGGCAAAUAUGAGUCCAACUCCACUGCACUCAGACUCGCCCUGCAGUACAGUGAGCAGUGUAUUGAGGCCUAUGAGCUGCUGUUGGCUCUGGCUGAGAGUGAACAGGGUCUGGUGUUGGGUCAGUUCAGAGCAGCUGGAGUCAGUGCUGUGGGAGAGCAUGCGGGUGAGGAGAGCAUCAGUCAGCUCCUGAAGAAGGCUCACGACAGCAGGAAAACAGCAGAAAACGCUGCUAAAGACCUGCUGACGCGUCUGGACGGAAGCUGCGGCGCUGCGUUCGCUGUCACCGGCUGCAGCGCUCAGCCCUGGGAGAGUCUGUCCUCCAACAGCCACACCAGCACCACCAGCUCGACGGCGAGCAGCUGUGACACAGAUUUCUCCAAGGAGGACGAGCAGCGUCUGAAGGAUUACGUGCAGCAGCUGAAGAACGACCGCGCGGCAGUGAAGCUCACCAUGCUGGAUCUGGAGAGCGUCCACAUCGAGCCGCUCAGCCCAGAACUCAGAACCCGCGGCGGAGGAGACGCGCAGAGACUGGACCUGGAGAACGCUGUGCUCAUGCAGGAGCUCAUGGCCAUGAAGGAGGAGAUGGCGGAGCUGAAGGCUCAGCUGUACCUGCUAGAGAAGGAGAAGAAGGCUCUGGAGCUGAAGCUCAGCAGUCGUGAGGCUCAGGAACAGGCGUAUCUGGUGCACAUCGAGCAUCUGAAGGCUGAGCUGGAGGAACAUCAGGAGCAGAGACACACUGCACUCACCUCUACCUCCACCUGCAGCAGCAGCAGCAAGGACUGUGGAGACUCUCCAUCCGUCAGUGUGUGUGAUCUGAGGAAUCUCAGUGAUGGUGAUCUGGCAGCAGAACUCACAGGCGCCCUCAGGAGAGAGAAGAAGCUGAAGGCUCGUGUUCAGGAGCUGGUCUCUGCGCUGGAGAGAUUGACCAAGAGCAGUGAAGUCCGGCAUCAGCAGUCAGCAGAGUUCGUUAAUGACCUCAAACGAGCAAACAGUAACCUGGUGGCGGCGUAUGAGAAAGCCAAGAAGAAGCACCAGAAUAAGCUGAAGAAGCUGGAGUGUCAGAUGAUGGCGAUGGUGGAGCGACACGACACUCAGGUGCGCAUGCUGAAGCAGAGGAUCACACUGCUGGAGGAGGAGACCUGCAGACCACACACCAACGAGACCUCGCUCUGACACACACACACACACACACACACACACACACACACACACACACACACACACAGUUACUCCUACACAAGCAUAAGCGCAUACAGUGCUCAGCAUGAUUGAGUUCACCCCAUCACAGGUCUCUCUUUUACAUCAAUAUGUUCUACUGCUUCACAAUAAUAUAUGUGUGCAGAUACAUUAGACAUAUAUAUGCUUAUACACGAGUCAGUACCAAAGACCAACCUGGAACUGAUCAACCAAAUAAAUAAAUCAAUAAAUAAAACUG